Sphaerulina musiva SO2202 is the source of this 2701-nucleotide messenger RNA. Its product is annotated as DNA repair helicase RAD3. Gene Ontology annotation, molecular function: damaged DNA binding; DNA helicase activity; ATP binding. The record is from RefSeq and is a predicted model, not a curated record. NCBI's taxonomy places the organism in Eukaryota, Fungi, Ascomycota, Dothideomycetes, Mycosphaerellales, Mycosphaerellaceae. Gene Ontology annotation, cellular component: nucleus. The transcript has a single exon. The coding region runs from base 107 to 2527 and encodes 806 amino acids. Gene Ontology annotation, biological process: positive regulation of mitotic recombination; transcription by RNA polymerase II; nucleotide-excision repair.
GCGUUUGCGGAUCUAGCACAAGCGAAAUCCGGAUCAGCUUCGCCCGGGGCGGCGGUGGUGGAGAGGUGGUGGCGGCGGCGUGGAUCUCGGAAGAAAGACAGCAAAGAUGAAGUUCUUCAUCGGCGACCUGCCGGUUCUCUUCCCUUACCCGAGGAUCUACCCGGAACAGUAUGCCUACAUGUGCGAUCUCAAGCACACUCUGGACGCGGGCGGCCAUUGUGUUUUGGAGAUGCCGUCCGGCACGGGAAAGACAGUAUCGCUCUUGUCGCUCAUCGUGGCAUACCAGCAACAUUAUCCGGAGCACAGAAAGCUGAUAUACUGCUCGCGUACCAUGUCGGAAAUCGAAAAGGCGCUCGCAGAACUGAAGGCGUUGAUGAAAUAUCGGGCAGACCAGCUCGGGGUGGUGGAGGACUUUCGUGGUCUGGGACUCACAAGUCGAAAGAACUUGUGUCUCCACCCGUCUGUGAAGCGUGAAAAGAGCGGAUCUGUAGUCGACGCGAGAUGUCGAAGUUUGACUGCUGGCUUUGUGAAGGAGAAGAAAGAGCGUGGGGAAGAUGUCGACUUGUGCAUCUACCACGACAAUCUGGACCUACUCGAGCCUCACAAUCUCAUUCCGCCUGGUGUGUGGACGCUCGAUGGUAUGCUACGAUAUGGAGAGGAGCAGAAACAGUGUCCCUACUUCACCGCUCGACGCAUGAUGCCAUUCUGCAAUGUCAUUAUCUACUCCUACCACUACUUGCUGGAUCCGAAAAUUGCGGAGCGUGUGUCACGAGAGCUUUCGAAAGAUUGCAUCGUGGUGUUCGACGAAGCACACAACAUUGAUAACGUGUGCAUAGAAUCUCUCAGUAUUGACCUGACCGAGGACUCUUUACGAAAAGCUGCGCGGGGAGCUGAGAACCUGGACCGGAAGAUCAAAGAAAUGAAAGACACCGAUGCCGAGAAGCUGCAGAACGAAUAUGCCAAGUUAGUCGAAGGCUUACGAGAAGCAGACACUGCCCGCGAUGAGGGCGCCUUCAUGUCCAAUCCCGCUCUACCGGAUGACCUUCUCAAAGAGGCUGUACCGGGCAAUAUCCGUAGAGCCGAGCAUUUUACCGCCUUUCUCAAACGCUUCAUCGAGUACCUCAAGACGCGAAUGAAGGUCCUGCACGUGAUAUCCGAGACGCCACCCUCGUUCCUACAACAUCUGAAGGAGCUGACAUUCAUCGAGAAGAAGCCCUUACGAUUCUGUGCAGAGAGGCUGACAUCACUGGUGCGCACUCUGGAAUUGACCAAUAUCGAGGACUAUCAACCGUUACAGGAAGUCGCCACGUUUGCAACUCUCGCUGCAACCUACGACACGGGUUUCUUGUUGAUUCUGGAGCCAUAUGAGUCCGAUACUGCCACGGUGCCCAAUCCCGUCUUGCACUUCACCUGUCUCGAUGCUGCCAUCGCAAUCAAGCCCGUGUUUGAACGCUUCAGCUCAGUGAUUAUCACUUCGGGCACGAUUUCUCCUCUCGAAAUGUAUCCCAAAAUGCUCGGUUUCUCCGCGGUCGUGCAAGAGUCAUAUGCAAUGACAUUAGCAAGACGAUCGUUCCUCCCCAUGAUUGUGACGAGAGGCUCCGAUCAGAACCAGAUAUCAUCAGGCUUUCAGACAAGAAGUGAUCCCGCCAAUAUCCGAAAUUAUGGCAACUUGAUCAUCGAGUUCUCCAAGCUUACACCUGAUGGGAUCGUGGUGUUCUUUCCUUCAUAUCUGUACAUGGAAAGCGUCAUUUCCAUGUGGCAGAGCAUGGGCAUCUUGGAUCAAGUGUGGAAGAGUAAGCUGAUCUUGGUCGAGACGCCCGAUAGCCAAGAGACAUCACUCGCUCUGGAGACGUAUCGAACGGCAUGCAGCAAUGGCCGAGGUGCAGUGCUGCUAUGUGUGGCUCGAGGAAAGGUGUCGGAAGGAAUCGAUUUCGAUCAUCACUAUGGGCGGACUGUGCUCUGCAUCGGCGUCCCUUUCCAGUAUACCGAGUCUCGCAUUCUCAAAGCACGACUGGAGUUUCUACGGGAGACGUACAGAAUCCGCGAAAACGACUUUUUAUCUUUCGACGCCAUGCGACACUGUGCGCAGUGUCUGGGCCGUGUCCUCCGAGGGAAAGACGACUACGGGAUCAUGGUCAUGGCCGACAAGCGGUUUGCCAAGAAACGAAAUCAACUGCCGAAAUGGAUCUCGGGCGAAAUGAUGGAAAGCGACAGCAACAUGUCUGUCGAUCAGGCAGUUGCAGCAGCCAAGAGAUUUCUGAAACAGAUGAGCAAACCGUUCCCUGCGAGCAUGCAAGAUGGAAUCAGCACGUGGAGUUAUGAGGAUCUCCUUGCUCAUCAGGCCAAAUUGAAAGCCAAUCAAAUGCGCGAGGAGCUCGAAAAUGGAGAGUAUAAUGGAGAGCAUCGCAUCCAUGGCGAUGCCGUAAUGGCCGAUGCCGAAGAGCAGAUUCGAGAGGUCACUGACGAUUUUGACAUGGAUGAUGCAGAUCAGAGCGCUAUGCUUCAAGCUGUUGCUUCUGACCACUGAGUGUGUCAUUGGCCUACCUUAGCAGUAUCUUACAUGUCACGCAAGCGCUUCAUCUUCCCGGGAGCUUGACAGCUUCUACAUGUCGUUGCUACCCAGGUAAUCAUCAAUAAGCCAAGAUGAAGUGAAUCGUUAAGAAGACCUAUACCUAGUCUCCAUUCUACCCCCUACAAGAAC